Molecule: messenger RNA, 4739 nt
Organism: Octodon degus (degu)
Lineage: Eukaryota; Metazoa; Chordata; Mammalia; Rodentia; Octodontidae
Gene: Rfc1
Product: replication factor C subunit 1
Exons: 24
Coding region: 2-3625 (1207 amino acids)
Biological process (GO): DNA replication; DNA repair
Cellular component (GO): DNA replication factor C complex; nucleus
Molecular function (GO): ATP hydrolysis activity; DNA binding; DNA clamp loader activity
Source: RefSeq, a predicted model, not a curated record
CAUGCUUGGGUGUCACGGCCCCAAACCCUGCAGGUUAGCCACCUGGGUGAGCGCCGCGUGGCGCCGGCUUCCGGGGCGCGUCGCACCUCCCGCUCGGGGCGGGGCCAAAGGGCUGCGCGCGCCUCCUGACGUCAUCGCCGCGCGCCGCCGCCCCUUCUUCCACUUCGCGGGAGAAGUUGUUGGCGCCAAUGGAUCCCGAGCUCCGCUAACGGACUGCCCAGCCCGCUGGCCUGUCCGCCUGCUCCUUCCUCCUGGGGCUGCGAUGGACAUUCGGAAAUUCUUUGGAGUUGUACCAAGUGGAAAGAAGCUUGUAAGUGAAACAGUAAAGAAGAAUGAGAAAACAAAGUCUGUUGAAGAAACUUUGAAAGCAAAGAAAGGAAUAAAGGAAAUUAAGGUAAACAGCUCUUAUAAAGAGGAUGCCUCCAAACAAAAGCAACCAAACAAAAAAAAGAGGAUCAUCUAUGAUUCAGAUUCAGAGGCAGAGGAGACAGUGCAGGUAAAAAAUGCCAAAAAACAAUCAGAGAAAGUAUCAUUGUCUAAACCUGGUAAAAUUUUACGACAGGAUCCUGUUACCUACAUUUCAGAGACAGAUGAAGAUGAUGACUUUAUGUGUAAGAAGACAGCCUCUAAAGCAAAGGAGAAUGGGGGAUCUACAAAUACUUACCUUGGGACAUCCAACGUGAAGAAGAGUGAAGAAAACACUAAGAACAAGAAUAAGCCUUUAUCACCAAUAAAACUCACACCCACAUCAGUGCUGGAUUAUUUUGGAACAGGAAGUGUCCACAGAUCAGAUAAGAAGAUGGUGUCAAGCAAAAGAAAAGAGCCUUCACAAAAUACAGAUGAUUCCAGAUUAAAUGACGAAGCCAUCGCCAAGCAGUUGCAACUUGAUGAAGAUGCAGAGCUGGAGAGGCAGAUGCAUGAAGAUGAAGAGUUUGCCAGAACAUUAGCCAUGUUGGAUGAGGAACCCAAGACCAAAAAGGCCCGAAAGGACACUGAAGAGGGAGAAACAUUUUCAUCUGUCCACGCCAGUUUAAAUAAAGCAGAAAAACAUAAACAUUCUCAAAAAGAAAAAUUUUCAAACGUGAGAAAGAACUACAGUCCUAAUAAGCAACCUAAAUGCAAAAGCUCAAAAGAAUCUCCACAACAUUCCAAGUCAUCAGCUAAGAAAAUAGAACCCUCUUCUCCGAAGGCUAGUUCUAAACUGGCCCUCAUGAAAACACAAGAGAUUUCUUAUAAAGAAGCAGAGCCCAUGCCCUCAAAAAGAAAAGAAAAUGCCACUGAAUUGAAAGGAGAGAAAAAAACUCCUAAGAAAACCAAAAGUUCUCCAGCUAAAAAAGAGGUAGGAACUUUCUGGGAAGUGUUUAUAUUGGGAGCUGAAAAUUGCUUGGAAGGCCUUACAUUUGUGAUCACAGGAGUGUUGGAGUCCAUUGAGCGAGAUGAAGCCAAGUCUCUAAUUGAACGUUAUGGGGGAAAGGUAACAGGAAAUGUUAGCAAGAAAACGAGCUACCUUGUCAUGGGUCGUGACAGUGGACAGUCCAAGAGUGACAAGGCAGCAGCCUUGGGGACAAAAAUUAUUGAUGAAGAUGGCCUGUUGAAUCUGAUCCGAACUAUGCCAGGCAAGAAGUCUAAGUAUGAAAUAGCAGUUGAAGCUGAGAUGGAGAAAGCAAAGUCCAAAUUGGAGACAACACCCCAAAAAAAUAACCGUGGAAAAAGAAAAAUUAGUCCAAGCAAGAACGAAUCAGAAUCUAAAAAGAACAAGCAGACUCCUAAAAGAGACAGCUCUACUAAGACAAUAAAAAAGGAAACAGAGGUAACAAAUGUGUUUCGGAGAGGCCUGGACUUCAAGGAGCAGGUGACCAAGGAAACAAGUGGUGACAGCAGGCCUAGGGAGUUGGCUGGUGACAGCAACGAAAGCAGAGUGGACAGUUUACUCUGGGUGGAUAAAUAUAAGCCAACCUCACUCAAGACCAUAAUUGGACAGCAAGGCGACCAGAGCUGUGCCAAUAAGUUGCUCCGCUGGCUCCGAAACUGGCACAAAAGUUCUCCUGAUGAGAAAAAGCAUGCAGCAAAGUUUGGUAAAUUUGCUGGCAAAGAUGAUGGUUCUAGUUACAAAGCAGCACUGCUCUCGGGCCCUCCAGGUGUUGGCAAGACUACUACAGCUUCUCUUGUGUGUCAGGAAUUGGGAUAUAGCUAUGUGGAACUGAAUGCAAGUGACACACGGAGUAAGAACAGUUUGAAAGCGAUUGUUGCUGAAUCACUGAAUAAUACCAGCAUCAAAGGCUUUUAUUCAAGUGGAACAGUGCCUUCUAUAAGCUCCAAGCAUGUUCUCAUCAUGGAUGAAGUGGACGGCAUGGCGGGCACGGAGGACAGGGGAGGGGUUCAGGAAUUAAUUGGCCUGAUAAAGUAUACUAAAAUUCCCAUUAUUUGUAUGUGCAAUGAUAGAAAUCAUCCCAAGAUUCGUUCUUUGGUUCAUCAUUGUUUCGAUCUUCGUUUUCAAAGACCUCGAGUUGAACAGAUUAAGGGUGCUAUGAUGUCUAUUGCAUUUAAAGAGGGUUUAAAGAUUCCCCCUCCAGCUAUGAAUGAAAUAAUUUUGGGAGCCAAUCAAGAUAUCAGACAGGUUUUACACAAUCUGAGCAUGUGGUGUGCACAAAGUAAAGCACUAACAUAUGACCAGGCCAAAGCUGAUUCGCGUCGGGCCAAGAAGGAUAUCAAACUGGGCCCUUUUGAUGUUGCCCGGAAAGUGUUUGCAGCUGGAGAGGAGACAGCUCAUAUGUCGCUGAUGGACAAAUCUGAUCUCUUUUUUCAUGACUAUUCGAUCGCACCCCUCUUUGUCCAGGAGAACUACCUCCAUGUAAAGCCUAUAGCUGCAGGGGGUGACAUGAAAAAGCACUUGAUGCUCUUAAGCCGAGCAGCAGAUAGCAUAUGCGAUGGUGACCUGGUGGAUAGCCAGAUCCGAAGCAGGCAGAAUUGGGGUCUUCUUCCCACACAGGCCAUUUAUGCCAGCGUUCUCCCUGGAGAGUUGAUGAGGGGGUACAUGACCCAGUUUCCCUCCUUCCCGAGCUGGCUGGGGAAGCACUCAUCAACAGGCAAGCAUGACCGGAUCGUGCAGGACCUAGCAUUGCACAUGAGUCUUAGAACUUACUCCAGCAAAAGGACUGUGAACUUGGAUUACCUCUCACACAUAAGAGACGCACUUGUCCAGCCCUUGGCUUCGCAAGGGGUAGAAGGAGUACAGGAUGUUGUUGCACUUAUGGACACAUACUAUUUGAUGAAGGACGACUUUGAGAACAUCAUGGAGAUCAGCAGCUGGGGUGGUAAACCCAGUCCCUUUUCCAGACUGGAUCCUAAGGUGAAAGCGGCCUUCACAAGGGCUUACAAUAAGGAGGCCCACCUCACCCCGUACUCACUUCAGGUAAUAAAGACUCCAAGAUCCAGUACAGGCCUGAUCCUGGAUUCUGAAUACAACGAAGAGCUACACGAAGAUGGUUCCCAGUCUGAAGAGAAAGACCAAGAUGCUAUAGAGACCGAUGCUAUGAUCAAGAAAAAGACAAAAUCUUCAAAGCCUCCCAAAGCAGAAAAAGAUAAAGAGCCCAAGAAAGGAAAAGGAAAAAGUUUGAAGAAAUGAAACCAUUUUCAGUACCAGCAGCCACGUUUCUGUCUCUCUCCUGCUCAGUCUUGUGGGUCUGAGGAAAGCCUUAUUUUUCCCAGGGAGCCACAUUCGGCAUAACAGGGACAACCUGGCACCCCCUUUGUACAGCGUGGUACAGCUAGUAGGAUAUAACUGGAAGGCUCACGUACACCUCUUAUAGAGGUUGAUAGACUGCUGUGGUCCUCCACUGUCGCCUGCCAAUCAGAUUGUGGUGUUUCAGAAUGACUGUAUCUCAUUAGAACUAGGAAGUACGAAUGGGCUUUGUGGUCAGAUUUUAGUUUGCAGUAACCAUCCUAGGAGCACUGGUACUGAGGCAUCUUCUACAUGCUGCUGAAGUUAAAACCCCUAAUGGCCUUUAUAGGACCAAUGCUAAUUUUUUAAAAAAAGUUCUUAUGUGGUGAAAUUUUGUAAAUAAAUCAUAAUACAAAAUAGUCACCACCUAGAACUGGGUAUUCUUUGUAUAUUGUCAAAUAUCUUGCAAAGUAUAAAUUAGGAAUCAAAAUGUUCCACAUGAUACAUGUACAAACUUUUCUAAGAUUAUCAUCUUGUACAGCAAAAUGCCUUGUUGGCGUAUUACUUAUUAAUUUGCAAGUGAUUGGAUUAAAAAGCUCACAACCAAUUGUGUGAAACAUUAAGAGUCAGAGUCAAGAGCUUGAAUUUGCAGUGUUCCUUGCUCUAUGCUGACGUCGUCACUGCGGUCAGUACUCUCCUGGAGGGGCCUUGUGGGACGCUGGAGGGCAUGGGCACUGUAGAAAGGUCGCCAGACUCCUGUCCUGUACAGGCUGAGCCCAGCAGGCUCAAACCAGUAGGGCCAAGGUGGGGUCACAUUCUGAGACUCUGGCUGGGCCCGGAACCCUGGCUGUUUACUGUGUCUCUGGAGAUUGGGCUCUGUUCUGUAACGGAGCCCACAGAUCUUCGGACUCUGCCUGUAAUGCUUGUGAAUGGCCCCAAGGCUGUAGAUCUAGCCUGGAGUUUAGGUGCCAGCUGCUUUUUAAUCUGGUCAGGAAAUACUCUGUGAUGUAGACAUCAUGAAUAAUGUAAAAUAAGCAUGUCUUCUCCCUUUAAGGACUUGUUUUGUUGGUGAUGAGAC